Messenger RNA from Chinchilla lanigera (long-tailed chinchilla), 832 nucleotides. RefSeq names its product cornifin-B. NCBI's taxonomy places the organism in Eukaryota, Metazoa, Chordata, Mammalia, Rodentia, Chinchillidae. Bases 125 to 538 code for a protein of 137 amino acids. The record is from RefSeq and is a predicted model, not a curated record. The transcript has 2 exons.
GGCAAGUCCAUUUCCUUGAGAUGUUCAUCUUAUAAAAGCCAGCUGGCCGUCACACUCACAAUAGACGCAAGCGACUCCACGGACCCGUUCUUCUCCAGGUACCAGGACCAACCACUGUUGAAGCAUGAGCUCCCACCAGCAGAAGCAGCCCUGCACCUCACCCCCUCAGGUUCAUCAGCACCAGGUGAAGCAGCCUUGCCAGCCUCCACCUCAGGAGCCAUGUGCCCCCAAAACCAAGGAGCCCUGCCACACCAAAGUGCCUGAGCCUUGCCACCCCAAGGCACCGGAGCCCUGCCACCCCAAUGUUCCUGAGCCUUGCCACCCCAAGGCUCCUGAGCCCUGCCACCCCAAGGCUCCUGAGCCCUGCCACCCCAAGGCUCCUGAGCCCUGCCACCCCAAGGCACCGGAGCCCUGCCAUCCUAAGGUGCCUGAGCCCUGCCACCCCAAGGCACCGGAGCCCUGCCAUCCUAAGGUGCCUGAGCCCUGCCCCUCAACGGUCACCCCUGCACCAGCUCAGCAGAAGACCAAGCAGAAGUAAUGUGAUCUGCCACCAGCCUUUGAGGAGCUGAUCACUGGAUGCUGAAACCCCUUUCCCAUUCUGCUUAAGAGUCCCUUGUCUGUUGCCCUGGCAACUAGCAUGCUAUUACCCUCUGCACUAUCUAAAAAUAUCCCUUGCACUCACUCUAGAGGGUUCCUGAGCCUCUGGACAUCGCUGAAAGUCUCACUGGUGAACUAGUCUUCCAGGGGCUCAGGGCUGAUGCGAAGAGGGAUUGUGGGAGGAACGGAGUGACUCUUCCCUGUUCGGCUUCAUUAAAUCAGUUCUAAUGCCACA